This is a messenger RNA of Coregonus sp. 'balchen', 2450 nucleotides long. The record is from the annotation of a GenBank genome assembly. NCBI's taxonomy places the organism in Eukaryota, Metazoa, Chordata, Actinopteri, Salmoniformes, Salmonidae.
AAGAAGAUGAGUGGGACAAAGAAGACACGCAAGCAAGAAACCCAGUCACCAGCUCCCUCUUCCAGCGGACAGGCUGUGGAAAAACAGGACUUGGUAAGUCCAGAGUGUGUAUGUACACAGUAGGUACGUGUGUUCAGUAAUACCCUCCUGAUUAAAUUGUUGGUGAGAUAAUAUCAAAUCAAGUCACAUUUUAUUGGCCAUAUGCGCCGAAUACAACAGGUGCAGAUAUUACAGUGAAAUGCUUACUUACAGCCCUUAACCAACAGUGCAUUUAUUUUAAAUAAAAAAGUAAAAUAAAACAACAACAAAAAAGUGUUGAGAAAAAAUGAGCAGAAGUAAAAUAACAGUAGGGAGGCUAUAUAUACAGUGGGGUACCGGUGCAGAGUCAAUGUGCGGGGGCACCGGCUAGUUGAGGUAGUUGAAGUAAUAUGUACAUGUGGGUAGAGUUAAAGUGACUAUGCAUAAAUAAUUAAGAGUAGCAGCAGCGUAAAAAGAUGGGGUGGGGUGGGGGGGCAGUGCAAAUAGUCUGGGUAGCCAUGAUUAGCUGUUCAGGAGUCUUAUGGCUUGGGGGUAGAAGCUGUUGAGAAGUCUUUUGGACCUAGACUUGGCACUCCGGUACCGCUUGCCGUGCGGUAGCAGAGAGAACAGUCUAUGACUAGGGUGGCUGGAGUUUUUGACAAUUUUGAGGGCCUUCCUCUGACACCGCCUGGUAUAGAGGUCCUGGAUGGCAGGAAGCUUGGCCCCAGUGAUGUACUGGGCCGUACGCACAACCCUCUGUAGUGCCUUGCGGUCGGAGGCCAAGCAGUUGACAUACCAGGCGGUGAUGCAACCAGUCAGGAUGCUCUCGAUGGUGCAGCUGUAGAAUAGGCUUUGUCGUGCCCUCUUCACAACUGUCUUGGUGUGUUUGGACCAUGAUAGUUUGUUGGUGAUGUGGACACCAAGGAACUUGAAGCUCUCAACCUGUUCCACUACAGCCCCCUAAUUGUUUCUCUGACCUCCCUUUGUCUAUGUCACUGCCUCACCUGUCCCCCAAUUUAUAACUUGAAGAAGGAGUUUCAGGAUCCAGAGCCAGGGAAGACACAGGAACUGUAUGCCCAAAUGGAUUACAUCCUGGAUAGGGUAAAUCAAAACAACUUCCAGCAAUCGAUGAAGGCAAUUACUGAGUUCACCAUUAACACAGAGGCCAGACUGAAGAGCAUCAUUCACCUCAUAUAUGAGAGGGCCCUGGCACAACCUGCCAGCUCUGUGGUCUAUGCCAACAUGUGCCGCUGCCUCAUGGGGGUAGGUCUGCAUCUGUACAAUUCUCCAUCUGUGUGUAUUUUGUCUGUCUCUCACAGAGGUGAUUGCUAUUUUUUGUCAAAUGCCAGUGACCACACACCGAGAACAGGAUGAAAUCGUACAUAUUGUGCUUUUAACCAGAGUUUUUGCUCCCUUCUGCAUAUCCUCCUCAGCUUAAAGUACCCACCGCUGCCAAACCAGCAGUGACAGUAAAUUUCCGCAAGCUGCUUCUGAACCGAGUCCAAAAUGACUUUGAGAACAUGGCGAGAAACAGUCGUGAAAUCUUGCAGCAAAAGCAGGAGAUGGUGGAUGCCAUCACCAAGGUAGCACAUCCAUCCCUUCAGAUACACUGCCCACUACAUUAUAGACCAACACUUUGAGACAUCUUUUUGAGAUAGUCUAAUCUGAUCUAAAUUAUAUUAAUUCCUCUGUAUGAUUUUGAUGUGCGAUUGAUUAUGUUGCCCUAACUGUGAAUUGGUAAUAUAUUGUGGUGGUAUUCCCUUCAAUUGAUCAUUGGAAUACGGUUUGUUAUCUAACUAGUAACAAUUUGUAUAGUUUUACUUAUUAACUUUCCUGAUUCUUCCAGGAGGAGGAGCGCCAGCGACUGAGGAAGGAGCUGGAGGAGGCCAAGACCGAGGGGCGGAGGCAGUCGCUAGGCAAUAUCAAGUUCAUGUGUGAGUUGUUCAAGUUGAAGAUGCUGACGGAGUGCGUCAUGCACGACGUCAUCGUACAGCUGCUGAAGAACCAAGAUGAUAACUCGCUGGAGGGCCUGUGCACAUUACUCUACACCAUCGGCAAGGACUUGGACUUUAAGAAGGCCAGGGUACAGCAUUUUGUCUGUGUGUCUGUCCGCCCAUCCGUCUGUCUCUGUCUGUCUGUUCUUGAACAAAAUAGAAACAUUGUAUUUCGUUUUUAAAAUCCAUGACAGCAAAAUCAAUGGCAUUGCAUCAAUGGCAUUUUAAUCCCAUAUUUUGGGAUUGAUCAAUCCAAUAAAAUAAUUUUUUGGGGGGGAUUCAGAUCUAUAAAUCAGUCAAAAGCAUUCACUUGGCCUGUCUAUACUUCCACAGCCCAGAAUGGAUCAGUACUACAACCAGAUUGUGAAGAUUGUGAAGAAUAGGACAACCUCCCCCAGAAUCACAAGCAUGCUGCAGGAUGUGCUGGACCUCCGAAAG